AUGGCUGAUUCACUAUCUGUUAACGUUGAUUCUUCAUUCAAGUCUGAAUUUUCCACUGAACAAAAACGCAUAAGUACCCAAGAGGCUCAAUACUCUCCAUCUAACAUCCAAAAGGCUAUUGCUGAGGUGGUUGGUACAUACAUUCUUAUAUUUGCAGGCUGUGGAGCCGCUCUUGUUAAUGAGAAAUUGCCAAUUACAAUAUUAGGCAUAGCAAUUGUUUCGGGUCUGGCUCUCACGGUGGCUAUAUAUUCUGUUGGUCAUGUCUCUGGUGGUCAUUUCAAUCCUGCAGUUACAGUUGCUUUGGCUGCUGUUAGAAAAGUUCAUUGGAAACUUGUGCCUGUUUAUGUGUUGUGCCAGAUGAUGGGUGCUACACUGGCCCCUCUCACCCUCAAAGUGUUGUAUCAUGACAAGGUGGAUAUUGGAGUAACAGUAACUAAAUACUUGAGCUCAACUUCUGAUCUCGAAGCAAUUGUGUGGGAAUUCAUAAUCACUUUCAUACUGAUGCUCACCAUUUGUGGUGUUGCUACUGAUCACAGAGGGAGCAAAGAUCUCACUGGAGUUGCGAUAGGCAUUGCUAUUAUAAUUAACAUCAUUAUUGCCGGGCCUAUUACUGGAGCUUCAAUGAAUCCAGCAAGGAGUUUUGGCCCAGCUAUCGUAUCUGGUGAUUACAAACACAUUUGGGUUUAUAUCACAAGCCCAACUCUGGGAGCAGUCACCGCAAGUGCACUUUACAAAUUGCUAGAAGUAACCAAACCAACUAAACCUGAACCAUGUCAUUGUAACAUGUGCAAUCAUAACCAUUUACCUUUAUAA
Molecule: messenger RNA, 813 nt
Organism: Cajanus cajan (pigeon pea)
Lineage: Eukaryota; Viridiplantae; Streptophyta; Magnoliopsida; Fabales; Fabaceae
Product: nodulin-26
Biological process (GO): transmembrane transport
Cellular component (GO): membrane
Molecular function (GO): channel activity
Source: RefSeq, a predicted model, not a curated record